UGAAAAUGACAUUACUUAUACCUUGUAAGUAAACAAGUCAUUAAAGUCAUUAAACUCAGGCGUGAGGAAGUUGACCGUCCGUCGGAAGAUCUGCUGGACGGUUGCCCCACCGGCGAACCGUGACACUGUUAAUUUUUUAUUAUAAAGGAAAAUCUAAUAUGUGUACGGUUACCUGAAAAAAUUAUUUAAAAAGAGCGAGGAAAGGAGCAGGGCCUAUAUAAACCGAAACGAGGAGUCGCAGCGCCAAAGGACCCUAAACGCCACAACCAGCAAAACCCAAACAACACACAGAAAGCACAGCACAGCACAAACCUCCCUCACUCUCUCCGUUCCCGAUCUCUCAUCCACCAUCGCCGCAGUAUAUGCCAUGCACAUUUCUUAGCACCCUCCGACUCUGACAUUUCUCUUCAAGUUUUUUUUUUCUCUCACCAUUUUCUUCUGAUUUCCGCUUCGAAAAAUGGAGGAAGAGUUGGUGAAGAGAAACACCGAUUGCGUCUAUUUCUUGGCUUCUCCUCUCACAUGCAAGAAGGGAAUUGAUUGCGAGUUUCGACACAGCAAGAUUGCGAGGCUCAACCCGAAGGAAUGCUGGUACUGGUUGGCUGGGAAUUGUCUCAACCCGACCUGUGCUUUUCGACACCCUCCAUUGGAUGGGCAUGGUGGAACACCAUCAGAGUCUUCCCCGCCUUCUGUGACUUCAAACAAGACCAGUGUUCCUUGUUACUUUUACUCCAAUGGCUUCUGCAGCAAAGGUGAUAAAUGCUCUUUCUUGCAUGAUACUGAUAGUAACGCAUCAAAUGGGAAAUCUUCAAAGACAGCCUCUGCAUGUAAUGAAGCACUUGCGCUUACUUCAGAAAACGAGGCAGCUGCAGGGAAUGGAGCACUUGCACGCAUCUCAGAAAGCAAGGCACCUGCAGGAAACGAAGAACUUGCACGCACUUCAGAAAACAAGGCACCUGCAGGAAACGAAGCACUUGCACUUAAUUCAGAAACCAAGGCAUCUGUAGGAAAUGACACAAUGUCAGCGCCAAGAAUCACACAUCUCAACCCUUCUGAAACUGCCUCGAAGGCAAUAGUUGGUACAAGAUUCCAGCACAAAGAGAAUCUUAGUUAUUUUGAGCAGCGGGUACAAAGAGAUGUUCCACAGAAAAGUGUCUAUACUCAGAUUUCUACGUCUGGAGAUGAAGAGGCUGGUGAAAUUAGGUCAGACUCGCUUCCAGAAGAUAGCUCUAUUCGUACCAAAUCUCAUUCAUGGACAGAUCAGAGUUCAGAGGAUGAAGAUGAUGACCUUGUGCCAGAGGAACGCUGGGAAUCCUCCCCAGGAUUUGAUGUUCUUGUUGAUGGAAAAUCAGACAAUUUGGGUUGUGACGAUGAUCAGGAGUACUUUCCAACACUUCACGGGGAGCACAGGGAGCUGAAUAACCGCUUCUUGGGCUAUGAUUUUGAAAAUCCAGACGAGUAUGUUCCCGAAUAUCCUGAUGCUAGACUUCUACAUGACAGAGAUAUGUACAAUGACUGUCUGGAUACCAGGAUUAUUUUUGGUAAUCAGGGACCAAAUCCUGUCUACACGAAGGAGAGAAUGUCGGAUUCGAUGUUCUCCAGCAAGAGGAAACAUAUGCCAAGGGAACUGUUCGAUGGUGACGAGGAUUUUUUGGAUCUCCGAGACCGCCUGAGAAGGCGAAGAGUGACUGAUGGUCGUUCAAUUACAGGCUUAUCAAGAAGGCACGAAUCACUUGGAUUGUUUGGCAGGCCCCAAAGACAUGGACUGGGUAGGCGGUUGCAUGGAAGAUUGGCUUCAGUAAUGGGAAAUAACACUUAUGAAUCACUUAGGGGGAAUGGAGCUUUCUCCAAUGGUGGAAUUCAACGCGGUUCGCUUAGGCAUGCACAGGAAUUUAGAUAUAAGAAGCAUCACAAGGAGAGAAGGCCGGCAAAGCAGCAGUUUCCUUGGUCCGAAAUCUCAAAGAAACCAUUUCCAAGGGAGAAGAGAUGUGCAGGGCAGCCAACUACCUUUACAGGACCCAAGAGCCUUGCCCAGAUCAGAGAAGAGAAGAGGAAAGCAGAAGAAAAUGGGGGUAGCAUUGGGGUACCAAAACGCGCGAGAAGAACAGUGGAUUUCCAGGGUCCGAAACCCUUGAAAGAAAUUCUAAAAGAGAAGGGGAAGAUACCUGACUAGAGGGAAGGCAGCGCUGCUGGCAGCAACUGAAGUACUUAAUGAAGAGCGAUUUCCAGGUGAUGACGACAAAAAAUUGUCUGUUGUUUACCGUUGCUAGAUAGAAAUAGAAUCAUAGAAACACAUUUUCCUUCAUGUUACUAGAUGAAGCUUGCAUGGGCUGGUGGUGCAGAAGCUUACAAGCGUUGUUGAAAGACCCGUUUUAGAGUCUACAUUUACUCUCGAAUAUGGUAGCAACUGAUUCGGAAGCUUGACAUGGUUGGGUGCGAAGGCUUGGCAUCUCUUUUUGGCAUCUUCAUUUGCUUUUGUUAUGGUUUUUGUACGCGGCCGCAUAUCCUCUCAUCUUAGUCAUUGUCGUUUCUCGUUGAUAUUCUGUUUCUAUUCUCGCUUCAAUUUGUACAUUACAUACCUUACGUAGCUCAAGCGGUCACGGGCGUUUAUUGUUGUCCGAUGUCUCGUUGUAGAUAUUAGAAUUCCUUUUGGCUGAGUCAAACACAGUGGUUUAGGAAAUUACAUGUUAGAACAACAAUAUUGACCAAGUGGUGACCCAUGUUGGAUUGUUUUGGGCUUAACCCGACCCGCAUUCAUCUAAGGUCCACACGGCUUGUACACAGCAGUGAUUGACCGUUGAUCCAAUUUAUAUACUUUUCAGACCAGAAAUAAAAGAAUUAUAUCUUUAGACGAGAGACGAGAGCUGACACGGAAGUUGGCCGACAUCGGAAAAUAUGGAAAAAAAUGUUACCAAAUUAUUUGAUUUCUUUUCGGUUGAUGUCCCGAACUUCUAUGCAAAAUGGGGGACCAACAGAUGUCCAACAACUUGUGUGGAAAUGGAGCAUUAUGAACACAGAAGUCGACAUGCCAUUGGAAGAUUUUCUUGCUAGCUUUGACGAUCUCAACUUCGUUUGGGAACGUUUUUUUGUCUUCUAAUUAAAGAGAGUGAGAGAGUGAGAAAUUAAUUAUUUAAGUUAGAAAGAAUAAUCGAUUAAUUUUGUA
This is a messenger RNA of Malus domestica (apple), 3160 nucleotides long. NCBI's taxonomy places the organism in Eukaryota, Viridiplantae, Streptophyta, Magnoliopsida, Rosales, Rosaceae. The record is from RefSeq and is a predicted model, not a curated record.